CAAAGACAAGAAAUUCACACACACUAUACUAUCCUUCUAAGUUGUAUCUGCAUUUGCUUUGUUUUCAGCAUAUUAUUCAUCUUCUUCCUCUUGUCUUCUUCUUCUUCUUAUCCCCUUUUUCCUUCACCAUUUAUUUAUUCCCUUCAUUUUCUUUCAACCUUUAUCAUUUUUCCCUCUGUAAAAAGAUUAAAUUUUUGAGUAUUUUUUUUGCACUCAGAAGAUUAAAAAGCAGGAACUUUUCUCAUGCUCAAAGCUGAUUAGAUUCGCUUAAGAGGAGGAAUAUGUCUCUUUCACUAGGAGGUGUUCAUAGUUGAUUUGAUUUUCUGGGUUUGACCUUGAAAUAUAUGGGUGUUUUCAAGUGGGUUUCUUGGGUUUUUUAGGUGGGAUGAUUUAGUGGAAGAAGACCUGUUCAGCCUUUAGAAUUUGCCUCUCAACUUGGAUUGGUGUAUUAAAAUGUUGCUUUGUCCUUAUCUGGGAAACAUGAAGUCUUCCCAUGGUGUGAACAUGGAAAAUUGGAGAUGGUGAUUAUUGCGGCGGAUUAUUGAAGAAUUUUGAUUUGGGAUUGGUUGGUGGAGAGGAUGGGGAAUAAUGAUAGAGAAGAUUGGAAGCAGAUGGUUAAGAAGAUGCUUCCACCGGGUGCAUCGUUCCCUCAGGGAGUUGAUAAUCCAGAUUAUUCCAUAGCUAUAGAAUAUAAAGGUCCAGCAAUCUCUCAAGAAGUACCUAGAGUUGAACCUCUUGAUGUAAAUCCACGAUCGAUCCCGACUGCUUCAGUUGCAGAACCACUUUCGGAGUCACAAAGACAAUUCUUUGAUUCUGAUCCCCCUGUCAUUGAGCCAAUCCCUUUACCCUUCUCUCGUAUUGCCAGGGCUGUGGAUUCAUUCACGCAAAGUCGAUCGGAAAGCUCAGAGUCUGUUGUGUCUGUCCUACAGAAUCAUGAUUCUUCUUCAGCUUCUCCGUCUCGUUCUCCUGGUUCUGCUCAUAAUUCUGAAAGUAAUUCUGUAAACCAGACAGUCAAUGAAGGGAGAAGGGUCCCUGUGGUCACUUUUAAUACUGUUGAUAGAUCUGAAAGGAAAGACACUGAUGUUGAAGAUGCAGUCUAUCCUGAAUAUGUUGGAGUUUCAAAAGAAAAGAAAAAAAAGAAUAAUAUAAGGGUUUGUUUUCGAUGUGGAAAGGGAAAGUGGGAAACGAAGGAGGCCUGCUUGGUUUGUGAUGCCAAGUUCUGCAGUAACUGUGUGCUUCGGGCUAUGGGCUCGAUGCCCGAAGGGCGUAAAUGUGUCACUUGCAUUGGUAAGCCAAUUGAUGAAUGGAAGCGGCCAAAACUUGGAAAGAAUUCUAGGGUACUGUCUCGGUUAUUGAGUCCUUUGGAAGUUAAGCAAAUAAUGAUAGCUGAGAGGGAAUGUUCCGCUAAUCAACUUCGACCAGAGCAACUGAUUGUCAAUGGUUAUUCUUUGAAGCCAGAUGAAAUGGCUGACUUACUUGGCUGUCCUUUGCCACCUCAGAAGUUGAAGCCUGGAAGAUAUUGGUAUGACAAAGAGUCUGGCCUCUGGGGAAAGGAGGGAGAGAAACCUGACAGAAUCAUAAGUUCAAAUUUGAAUUUUAGCGGAAAACUGAGCCCUGAUGCAAGCAGAGGAAACACCGGAGUUUACAUGAAUGGUCGUGAGAUUACAAAGCUCGAGCUAAGAGUGCUAAAGCUGGCGAACGUUCAGUGUCCCCGUGAAACUCAUUUUUGGGUCUAUGAUGAUGGCCGGUACGAGGAGGAAGGUCAAAACAAUAUCAGAGGGAAUAUUUGGGAGAAGGCAUCAACUCGCCUUGUAUGUGCACUGUUCUCUUUGCCCUUUCCCCAAGGUCAAUCUCAUGGAGUUAGGGAUGAGGCAAGCAAUUAUGCUGCUAUUGUGCCAAAUUAUUUUGAACAAAAAAGAACUCAAAAACUUCUUCUUCUUGGACUUGAGGGUUCUGGAACUAGCACAAUCUUCAAGCAGGCCAAGUUUAUGUAUGGGAACACGUUUACUGCAGACGAACUGCAAGAGAUCAAAUUAAUGAUCCAGAGCAAUAUGUACAAAUAUCUAAGUGUGUUGCUUGAUGCAAGGGAGCGGUUCGAAGAAGAAGAAAUGGCAAAUAUGCAGAUACAAGGAGUAAAUUAUGAAAAUGGUGAGACAGGUGGCGGUUCAGAAGUCGAGUCUAAUGGGACGGGUCAAAGCAUCUAUUCGAUCAACCCGAGGUUAAAGCAUUUUUCUGACUGGCUAUUGGACAUCAUUGCAACUGGUGAUCUGGACGCAUUUUUUCCUGCUGCAACGCGGGAGUAUGCCCCUUUAGUUGAAGAGGUUUGGAGGGAUCCUGCUAUACAAGAGACAUAUAGAAGAAAAGAUGGGCUCCACUUCCUUCCUGAUGUUGCUGAAUACUUCCUAAGCCGGGCUGUUGAGGUGUCAAGCAAUGAAUAUGAACCUUCAGAGAGAGAUAUUUUGUAUGCAGAAGGCGUUACUCAAGGGAAUGGUUUGGCUUUUCUAGAAUUCUCCCUUGACGAUCGUAGCCCAAUGUCUGAGUCCUAUACGGAUAAUUUGGAUGCAACCCCGCCUUUGACCAAGUACCAAUUGAUCAGGUUGAAUGCUAAAGGGAUGAGCGAGGGCUGCAAAUGGGUGGAGAUGUUUGAAGAUGUACGUGCAGUGGUGUUCUGCGUGGCUCUAAGUGACUAUGACCAGAUAUGGAUUGCUCCUGAUGCUACUGGCAGUGGAAAUCUCCUCCAAAACAAAAUAAUAGAGAGCAAAGAACUCUUUGAGAAGAUGAUUAUACACCCAUGCUUCAGGGAUACCCCUUUUAUACUUAUACUCAACAAAUACGACCUUUUUGAGGAAAAAAUUGGGAGGGUGCCGUUAACUACAUGUGAGUGGUUCAAUGACUUCUGCCCUGUUCGAACCAGCCAUACUAACCAGUCAUUAGCCAACCAGGCUUACUUUUAUGUGGCAAUGAAAUUUAAGGACCUUUAUGCAUCAGUGACUGGUAGGAAGCUUUUUGUAUGGCAAUCGAAGGCACGGGAUCGUGAUAAUGUUGACGAUGCAUUUAAAUAUGUAAGGGAGAUUCUGAGGUGGGAUGAAGAGAAGGACGAGAACUUCUAUGUCGGGGCUGAAGAUUCAUUUUACAGCACCGAUAUGAGUUCUUCCCCUUAUGUCGUUACACAAGAAUAAAUCUAUGUAACAUUGUGUAAAUGUAAUUUAUGUUUGUGAGUAUAUAAGUAUCCCAGAAAGCUUGAAAAGCAGGGGCUGAUUUGGUUAUGCUUA
This is a messenger RNA of Beta vulgaris subsp. vulgaris (sugar beet), 3272 nucleotides long. Its product is annotated as extra-large guanine nucleotide-binding protein 3. The record is from RefSeq and is a predicted model, not a curated record. Gene Ontology annotation, biological process: adenylate cyclase-modulating G protein-coupled receptor signaling pathway. The transcript is spliced from 10 exons. Gene Ontology annotation, molecular function: G-protein beta/gamma-subunit complex binding; GTPase activity; guanyl nucleotide binding. Bases 579 to 3179 code for a protein of 866 amino acids. Gene Ontology annotation, cellular component: heterotrimeric G-protein complex. NCBI's taxonomy places the organism in Eukaryota, Viridiplantae, Streptophyta, Magnoliopsida, Caryophyllales, Amaranthaceae.